CCGGAGACAGGCUCAGAUUCAACUGUCUAAGCGCGAAAGUGGAGGGCGCGACUAUCCAUUUCGACCUCUGUUAAAUUGGACAUCACGAUCAGGCUCAUUACUCCGGCUCCAACUUUAUUAUUUUCUAACCUCCUUUGCCACUAUUCACACGAUGUCGCGAAAACCAGCUGAUGUGGCGUCAAAAGAGCGCAACGAAUAUAUCCCGUCUUUUAUCGCGAAGAAACCGUUCUACAUCGAUGAUGAGUCGACUGCUAAUGAUUAUCUCGAACAUCAACGUCUCCAAAAACAAGCUACAGAUCAAUCGAAAUGGUACGAUCGUGGGAAGCGCGCUGGCCCAGCAGCCACCAAAUAUCGCAAAGGCGCUUGCGAGAAUUGCGGUGCCAUGACCCACAAAGCGAAAGAGUGUCUAAGCAGGCCCCGAAAGCUCGGUGCUAAAUGGACUGGUAAAGAUAUACAGGCCGAUGAGGUUGUACAGAACGUCGAACUGGGAUGGGACGCUAAGAGAGACCGAUGGAAUGGCUACGAUCCCAGCGAAUACCGUCAGGUUAUUGAGGAAUAUGAGGAGCUCGAAAAGCUGAAACGCAGUAAACCGGGAGGUCAAGACGGAACAAAGAUUAUGGAUGGCGAAUUGGACGAUGAGGAAGCUGCUAUAGAGGAAGCCCGGUACGCUGAAGAAUCAGACAUGGGACGACAACAAAGCACUGCGACUCGCAAUCUACGUAUUCGAGAAGAUACUGCAAAGUACCUGCUCAACCUUGACCUCGACUCGGCCAAGUACGAUCCUAAAACACGGCGAAUGGUCGAUAUGGGUGCGCAGGAUGAUCAAGCUGCAGCGCUUGUUGCCGAGGAGAAUUUCGUUCGCGCGUCUGGGGACGCUGCAGAAUUUGAGAGAGCUCAAAAGUAUGCUUGGGAGUCGCAAGAACGUGGAGAUAGAAAGAUCCAUCUUCAAGCCAACCCCACAUCUGGUGAAAUCCUACGAAAGAAAGAGCAGGCCGAGAGUGAGGCGAAGCGUCAGGCUCAACGGAAGGCACUACUGGAGAAAUACGGUGGCGAGGAGCAUCUCAAACCUACGCCCCUCCGGGAAACUAUGGUCAUUGAAAACGAAAGAUUCGUCGAAUAUGACGAGACUGGCGCAAUCAAGGGUGCGCCGAAGAACGCAGUCAAGUCCAAAUAUUCAGAAGAUGUAUUGGUGAACAACCACACUACAGUAUUUGGAAGCUGGUGGCAUAACUUCCAGUGGGGCUACGCUUGCUGUUUUUCAACGGUGAAAAAUAGCUAUUGUACCGGUGAAGACGGUAAGAAAGCAUUCGAGGAAGCAGAAAUGAGGUCCAUGGGUUUGCUGCCUGGGCCAGAGACGAGGGACCAAACCUCCGCUCCGGCUAAGGACGAGACAAACAACAUCCUUGAAGCCGAGGAUUCGACCGAUCGCAGUCAGCGAAAAGCGGACACCGAGCCUAACACUAAGAAGAGAACAAUGAUGGAGAUGAAAUCUGGUGUUAGUGAGGAAGAGUUGGAGUCGUACAAACGAAGCCGUCUCGCCGCUGACGAUCCAAUGGCUUCGUUCAUCGGAAAAGAAUGAUUGAGACUCCUUACGUUAGGCUUCAAAUUAUGAUUGUCGCAUAUGCCAUUUUUGCAUCACCAGAAGGGCGUUUUGGGUCUGAUCUUCGUUUACUCAAUACCCAAUUAAGUUGUAUUCAGGAGAAUGUUCGCUGUAUCUAUAACUAUCAUCAUGCAAUUUAUCACAUUAGUGAGAUAUACGAACAGUCAGAUGAGCAAAUGCUAGUUCGCCCGGCUUUUGGA
Messenger RNA from Aspergillus novofumigatus IBT 16806, 1800 nucleotides. RefSeq names its product mRNA splicing protein SLU7 (gene slu7). Gene Ontology annotation, cellular component: spliceosomal complex. Bases 152 to 1579 code for a protein of 475 amino acids. The transcript has a single exon. Gene Ontology annotation, biological process: mRNA splicing, via spliceosome. Gene Ontology annotation, molecular function: pre-mRNA 3'-splice site binding. The record is from RefSeq and is a predicted model, not a curated record. Lineage: Eukaryota; Fungi; Ascomycota; Eurotiomycetes; Eurotiales; Aspergillaceae.